AUGGACAGCCUCCCGGUCGAGCUGCUCCAGCUUAUCCUUGGCUACUGCGACUCGGAAUCCAUCCGCAACCUUCGUCUUCUCACACCGACGCUGGCCGAUAUUGGCUACGACUAUCUCCUGCCGCCAGACUUUUUUGCUUUGCCAUGGCGCGACGACGUUGCACGUUUACGUGCUAUUGCCACCCAUGAGCGCCUGCGCUUCAGUAUCAAGUCCGUCACCUUCAACUUCACCGAGGUGGACAUCGAAAACGCCCGCCAGGCCACGUACUACGAGACUAUGCACUACCGCCCUGACCACCAGACAAAUGUAUUGACAAAAGCAUGGCGCCAGUGCGCCGAGUUUGAGCAGCGUCGCCUUGCCAUCACGCCUCUACACGCUCUGGACCCGGCUGACUUGGCCGCCACGUUCCGCUCACUCGUCAAUCUGCACACGCUCGCUGUUACGUUCCGCCAUACGCCUUACGACAUUGACGAGCUACGCAUGGCCAUGCUCAAUCCUGCCAGUUCCAAGAUGAACUACGGCGCCGCCAUCAAGCGCCUCAAUGUCCUCAUGGCAGCCCUGCAGCAGGCAUGUGCAUCCCGGCCGGCGUCGGGGUCGUCCUUUGGGCACAGCACCCGCAGCAGCCGCAGCUCGCGCGGCGACCUGUUCUCGUUUCCCUCGUCGGCAUCUGCCUAUGCCUCGGCACCCACCUCCGCCGUGGCGUCGGCCGCCGCCUCGAUCGCAUCCACUCGCACGUCGUCCCCUGUCUCUUCCGCUGUUUCUUCGCCGGCCCCGUCGUCACCCGCAUCCCCGUCAGCAGCAGCAGACGAGCCCGCAAGCCGUUGCCGCCUCGACUCCUUUUCUAUUGAUCGUCUGCCCUUUGAACUGUUUCGCCACCAGGCCGACCGCCGCCUGUGGUUCCAGUGCCGUGACGUAUUUGGCGGACUGACACUGCUCGAGCUGGCGCUCGAUACGUCCAACGUCGGAUUCCCCCUCGCCAAAGUCAAAGCAGUCAAUGGCUUGGGCUACGUCCUGCGCAUGGCGCCGAAUCUAACUCACUUGUCGCUUGCGUUUCACAAUCACUCCAUUGCCCGCGAGCUUUUCAUGCUGUCGCUGCGAGAGCUGCUGGGCGAGACGGGCAGCCUGGAAGGGCCGCCUCUGGUCAGCAACAGUCAUGGUUUCGCCGCCCCCAGUAGUUCCAGCGCAAGUGACAGCGGGUUCCGCUUCCGCGCUCUGACGGAUCUCAAGCUGGAGGGUGUCGUGUGCGACGAGAGUGACUUGCGUGGCUUUCUGCUGCGGCACGCUGCCACCCUCGAACGCCUCCGUCUCGGCGGGCGCGGCAUGGCCGGCGGCAGCUUUGACUUGCCCAUGGGCGGUGUCCGCCUGAGCAACGGCACGUUUUGGUCGCUGUUCCGCAGUCUGCGCGGCGGCCGGUUGCCGCAUCUGCAGCGCAUGCACCUUGAGGGCGCGUUUUUCUGCGAGACCGGGACGCUCGUGGACGGACCAGGUGUUGCAAGUCAUGUCGGUGCCGGUGAUGCUGGAAAUGCCACCGGUGACGCCGUUGGCAAUGCAGGCUCCGACGUUGGCGACACUGCCGCAGAUGCUGUACCUCCACCCCCUCCCCCUCCUCCGGCUCACCCAACCCACCCAAACCUUGCACGGACACGCUACGAGCACUACCUCUUCCGCGCCAUCACCGACGACGAGUGGGAACCGGCCACACCGGAACGUGCAGGCCCCGUCACCGCCCGUUCCAUGACCUCGGAGUCCUUUGAAGCAUAUGUGCUGGGCCGGCAAAACGAAUAUCCAGGCCGCUUCCAAGGCUGA
Sporothrix brasiliensis 5110 is the source of this 1806-nucleotide messenger RNA. RefSeq lists its product as uncharacterized. The coding region runs from base 1 to 1806 and encodes 601 amino acids. The record is from RefSeq and is a predicted model, not a curated record. NCBI's taxonomy places the organism in Eukaryota, Fungi, Ascomycota, Sordariomycetes, Ophiostomatales, Ophiostomataceae. The transcript has a single exon.